Molecule: messenger RNA, 4914 nt
Organism: Cyclocybe aegerita
Lineage: Eukaryota; Fungi; Basidiomycota; Agaricomycetes; Agaricales; Hemipholiotaceae
Source: the annotation of a GenBank genome assembly
AUGGCCAACCAUAAACCCCUCCCCGCGCUGCCGCCAAGCAGCGAAACAACAACACUUUCAGUGGACGCGCGAAACCACCGUGCCCGACUGAUUCGGCACUUCCUAAGCGACAUCCACGAACCAGCACUCGAGAGUCGACGCGACGGAUGGGCGUAUGUUCUCGAAGAGGUAUUGGACGAACUGAGUCUCCACAUCUCUUCUGGGGAUUGGCUGAGCAGCAUCAAACGUGGAAAGAAGCUGAAGCGGAAGAGAGCACAAGAGGAAGCGGACAAGCAUUCCAGACCAGCUGCUAUAGAGAAGGUCCAGAAGAGGAGUAGUAACGACUCCCACAAAGAAGAGACAGCGUCGGAAUCCGCUCUUGCCGUAAAGCCAUUACCUUCCACCCCGGAACCACCUCUUAAACAACUCCGUCAAUUGGCUGCCCGACCACCAUCGCACGAGGAACUUCGCGCAGGCCACUUAGUACUUUGUCUCGCACCCCAUGGAAGUCGAAUACCGCUGCCCGCGGAAGAUAGUGGAUUCGACCUGGUUCCUGCCAACAUUGGCUGCGCGUUCUCCCCAGGCAGCUUCUCGUUGCAAGACCCAGGGCAAGACGAAGUUGGGACGGUUUUGUACGGUUUGGAUGGGCUAGAAGUCAAUGUGCUCGAUACCAAUCUCCGUCUGGUAGGAGGAACAUUCGCGUUCAAGGGAGUCAAUACUCCCGUGCAACAUCAUCUUCUGUUCAAGGUUCUCAAGCUUGCAAUAUUCGUCCAUCUUUCGUUAGUUCUGGAACAGAACCUGUUAGCAGCUUCUGGGGUUCCGCUCAAGCUCCCAAGGCCCAAAAUGCCUCCACCCUCUCCUUCAACACCAACUUCGCCAUCUGCAGGAGCGCCCCAAGAACCCAAACAAGUGCGAAUAAAGGCCCGGAAUACCAUCAUUCCAUCCAGCUUCACCAAUUUCUUUCUGAAGCGAAACCUCAGCUACCGCGGUGCUCAGACUAUCAGUGUCGCCGGAGACCGCAGAGGCUCUCUGGACCUGACCGUCCUUCCACCGUCAUCCUCCGCAGCCGAGGAACCUCCUCACAAACCAGCAGAAGGCGUGCAUGGCCUGGUCAGCAAUCUGCGGCUACGCCGGUUUUCAUUCAUAGGUGACCGGCGUCAUUCAUUACGCAAGUCCCUGCACCUCACGCAGGAGAAGCGAGAGCAGCCACCCUCGCAGCCCUUCGUCAACGCCCUGAAACGCAUUGAAGGGUCCAAGGACCUCCUGUCGACGUCUGCAGGCGUGUCGUUGAGGCUGCCGAAAUUAAUCGUGGAUUUGGCGGACCAGGAGAAGGCUAGGGCUGCGCUAGCCGAUGGCCACCGUCCUGGACAAAGCAGGAGGCUGAAGGGCGACGAGAGGGCGGCGCUGACGAGCCUUCUAGGGUGGGAUGGGAAGGAUGCGGAGGGCAGAGGGAUGUCUGGCAUACUUGGGUUUGUGAGGCAGCAGGAGAUAUCUGUUCUGUGCUCAUUGCAUGUUCCGCCGUCGACCGUUACCCCGACUGGUACCAUCUCUCAUCCGCCAACCCCUUCUUCGUCGACGACGACCUCGGAACCCUCCGAGCCGGAAAAGGUUCAAGUUGGCUCUUCUACAUUCACCAAUGCCACGACCUCUACGGCUGCCACCAUCUCUACACUAGGGACUCUGUCAAACCGACCCUCAGUCGGCCACUCUCCAUGUGGAAAGCCACAUUGGCUGACGUUCCGCUAUUUCUCGUCGAACCCUAAUGACGAUCAACUGUUGGGGGAGUGGGUACUUGACACUGCCAAGGGCAGAAAUUCGCCCUGUAGCAGGCCUGGAUGUACGUUCCUCAAGGGGCAGCACGAGCAGAGGAUAAUCCAUGAUGGCAUUCGCAUUGUCAUCAGAGUGGGCGAGGAUGACAAGAUGACAGAGGACGGCAAGGAGGAGGAAGAGGAGAAGCCAAGUACAGAGGAUGAUGUGAGGGUUUGGGAGAGUUGUGCUGUUUGCAAUGCGAGCACGAAGAGGACGAAGCUCAGUGACGGUGCAUAUCUUUUCUCCUUCGCAAAGUACCUCGAACUGUUGAUCCACUCGCCCUUCAUCUGCACCCUGGAUUCGCCACUUUGUGAACACACCACACCUCUAUCAACAUCGAUAGCUCUGCCACCUUCCAGAUUCAACAUCAUCCGACAUUUCUCAACUGCCUCUACGGACAUCACCCUUGCUUUGUCGACCAUCGAGGAUAUCUUCGAGAUUCGGGCUCCUCGGCUCCAAAUUACGCGUGGCGUAGAGAAGCCGAGCCCCCCUCAGUCUAGUGCAGGCAGGAAGCAGGAGGACAGUGAGUCGGAGGAGGAGCCUAACCAGAAGAAGAUUCUGAGGAAGGAAAUUAGGAAGUGGUGGGAGGGCGUAGCUGAUCAUAUUGAUAAAAUCGAACUCGUCUUGAACAACGACACGCCUGGUCAAAAAUCGCUACCUAGGUUGCCUUCGAUUGACGAUGCGUACGACGUAUUCGAUUCUUCACCUCAACACUCCGGCGCCACCACCCCUACGGCCUCUACUCCAUUCCCUCUACCUCCUCUGCCACCAACAGCACCCAACUCUCCUUCGUUUGACACGCCAAAAGAUGGUGUGCCAAAGGACUCCUACUUUACUACCCUCUCCAACAUGAGCACUGACACCCAAGCGUCCAAGGCACCGACAAUCCCGCCGAAAGACAACUCGGAACAGCUGCUCGCUACUCUCCGCCAUAACUUCCAGCGGAUAGAGCAGUCGCUCUACGCCCAGCUGGCGAGGACGCCCGAGUCGGCGCUGAAUGAUGUGCGGCGGUCGUUCAUCGCUACAGGACGAGGGACGCAGAAGAGGCUGAAGGCGUGGCAGGCAAAACAUUUGGGAGCGGCGAAAGCGAAGACGGUUGGUGAUUUGAUUGCGCAGGAGCCGGAGUGGUGGGGCAAAGGCUGUCAUGUUGUCCCGACAGGGAACAUUAUUGUGAGAGAGUACGAUUGGGGCAGUAUCAUUGCGCAUACAUUAAGUACGACCGACUAUCAGAUGGAGAUGGCCAACUUGUCGGUGGCUCGUACUACCAGCACAGGCACGCAAUCCACCACCAAUACCCCCGCUGCCGAACCACCCAACUCAUCUUCAUCGUUCUUCUCUGUUGCAACGAGCUACAAACUCUUUUCCCUAUCGGCCAAGACCCAACCGGAUCCCGACCAGGAGGACGUGGUUUGGAAUGAACCCGAACAGUAUUCCGCUGUCAUCUCGAGGAAGGACUACGGACGCGAUCCAACGGCGUUUGUCUCCAUCAGAGACGUUUUGCGCCCAAACAAAACGGCGUCUGAGCAGUCGGGUGCUGCCACUGCGUCGCGAAGCAAUGUGGCCACCAACUCUGCCCCAGGAACAAGUGCACCUCCCUCUGCGUUCGUCAAAGUCAAGCCUAAUGUCGGGCUGAGCACGGAAUCUGCUGGUGGGCAACUCAACGGGCAGGAGUCAACGGACGCUGCGGGUAAGAUACUGCAGGAGUUGGAGAAUGAAACGCCAACACAUUCUCGUCCUGCCUCUAUCAAGUCAGAGCUGCCCUCGAGCAUGGCGUUUGGGAAUGCACAUAUACGGAGGGGCAAGGCCUCGUCGAUCAUCUCGACGGAGAGCCGGGACAGUCAGAAGACGAUUGGGAAGGAGAAGGAUAAAGUGGCCGAGUCGGCGGAGCCGCAACCUAGUUCACUGCCGCCGCCGCCUCUGCCGCCGAAGGAUGACGGCCCAAAAGAGGCUGAUAAGGAGAAGGCGGCCAGCAAUGACAAGGAAGUCGUAGCUAGCUCUGACACAGCGCUACCGCCUCCUUCGAAGAUAGUGGCAUCAGCAUCGGCCCCGCCCCCCACGUCCUCGGGCUUUGCAAGUGUCCUGGCGACAGGGAUCGGAUCCGCCGUGCGGUAUGUACUGAGCGCCGAGCUACCUUCACGUACGGUCUCUCCAGCGGCUACGAACCCGCCCAAGAAACACCACAACCUAUUGCUCGCGGACAUGGGUAUUAUCGAUGAACGCCCACACAUCAAGUAUGACUGGACCAUCGGCAAGCGGAUCAAGUUUAGCUGCACGGUGUACUAUGCAAAGCAGUUCGAUGCGCUUCGGCGGCGAUGUGGAAUUCACGAUGUGUUCCUGAAGAGCCUGUCGAGGUCGACGAAUUGGACGGCGGAAGGAGGGAAGAGUAGGUCGAAUUUCUGGAAGACGAGUGACGAUAGGUUCAUCAUCAAGACACUGGUUAAUGCUUGGAAUGUGGCGGAUCUACAAGUACUGAUAGAUCAUGCCCCUUCGUAUUUCCGGUAUAUGGAUGCUACAGCGAGCAAGCCGACUGUCCUGGCGAAGUUGAUUGGUUUCUACACAAUCGAAGUCAGGAAUUUGGAGACGGGCAACGUUCAGUCAAAGGCGGAUCUUCUAGUCAUGGAGAAUUUGUUCUUCGGUCAAAAUAUCAGCAAGACAUUCGAUCUGAAGGGCAUUCAGGGACGGAAGAUCAAAACCCAAGGGAAUGGCACAACCAAGACUCUUUUCGAUGGUGAAUGGAUCGAGGGUCAACAGCGCACGCUUACGCUCGUCCGCCCGUACUCGAAGGUUAUCCUUCGCGAUGCCAUCAAGAGCGAUGCUGAAUUCCUAGCAAAGAGCAAUAUCAUGGAUUAUUCCCUCCUUCUCGGUGUUGACGAGGAGAAUAAACAGAUUGCUUGUGGCCUUGUCGAUACAAUAGGGAGUUACACCUUUGCUAAGACCUUGGAGUACAAGGCCAAGCAGGGCCUCCAGUCCGGGAAGGAGAUCACGGUUGUACCCCCAGCUGAGUAUCAGGAGCGCUUUGUGAGUGCGUUAGAAGGCUACUUCGUCGCCUGCCCAGACAAGUGGUCAAAACCCCAAGACGAGUCCAAGAUUAUUAGCGACCCUAAUCUUCUCCCAAGCGUCCUGUAG